Messenger RNA from Onychostoma macrolepis, 2465 nucleotides. RefSeq names its product CLPTM1 like (gene clptm1l). NCBI's taxonomy places the organism in Eukaryota, Metazoa, Chordata, Actinopteri, Cypriniformes, Cyprinidae. The record is from RefSeq and is a predicted model, not a curated record. The transcript is spliced from 17 exons. Bases 359 to 1975 code for a protein of 538 amino acids. Gene Ontology annotation, cellular component: endomembrane system; membrane.
ACCUUGUAACAGGAAGUGAAUCCCGGAAGUAAGCGCUCACCGAAACAUCACGUCAAAAGCGAAUCGAGCGUUAAAUUAAAGGAAUUAAACAGGCGCGCUUCAUCAUGAGGAAUCAUCUGUGACUUUAUACGUGAUAUGUGAGGAUGGUGCAGUGAAAACCGGAUCAGAUAUCAGAAGAAGAACAGUCUGGAGAUGUUGUGAACGAUGUUGAUGCGCGGGUUUAGACUGACGUGUGUUAGUGUGCGUGCAGCAGGUUUGAUUGACAGCUGAUCUCCUCGUUAUUUUGUGCAUCAGUCCUCGGAGCAGCAUGUUGAUGAGCGGCUUCUGCUCGUGUGUGUGCUGUGAUUGAUGCAGUAAGAUGUUUCCUAAGACCUCUCUGACGAGUCUGAUCGUGGGGGUCUUCCUCCUCUAUGUGCUGCAUACAUGCUGGGUCAUGUUUGGGAUCGUUUACACCAAACCCUGCGAGAAACCCCAGAGUGACAGCUGUAUCUCUCCUUACCUGGCCGGGAAACCUCGACUGCAGCUAAGCGUCUACACUGCAUUAAGACCCAAUGCUGAUGGUGGACACAGCCUGAUCCACAGAGAGGAAGAGUUUGAUGUCAACACCAGGUUUGAGAGGUCAGUCAAUGUGUCUUUGCCGAAGAAGACCCGCAAAAAUGGCACGCUGUACGCCAUGGUGUUCCUGCAUCAGGCAGGAGUCUCGCCGUGGCAGGAUCCACACCAGGUGCAUUUAGUCACGCAGCUGACCACAUACAUGCUGCCCAAACCUCCGGAGAUCAGCCUGAUCACGGGGCAGGACGAGCCGCAGAAACCAGAUCAGCAAAAGCAAAGCAGUGACUCUGAGCUGGACCGGCCCGUUUCUCACUGGCGUUCCCGGCUGACCGUGAACGUGGUGUCUGAGAACUUCCUGUUUGAUCGAGAGGCUCUUCCUGGAGACGUGCACCGCUACAUGAGAGUAUAUCAGAGCGGGAAGAAGAUGAUUUACCUGCCGCUGCUGUUUGUAGAUGAGCUGAGCAACAGAGUGAAGGAUUUAAUGGAAAUCAACAGCAGCAGCACUGAACUGCCUCUGACCAUCUCAUACGACUCCAUCGCUCUGGGGAAGCUGCGCUUCUGGAUCCAUAUGCAGGACGCCGUUUAUUCACUGCAGCAGUUUGGCUUCACUGAAAAGGAUGCUGAUGAAAUCAAGGGGAUAUUUGUGGACACCAAUCUAUAUUUCCUCGCUCUCACCUUUUUUGUGGCUGCCUUCCAUCUUUUGUUUGACUUUCUGGCUUUCAAAAACGACAUUAGUUUCUGGAAACACAAGAAGAGCAUGGUUGGGAUGUCCAGCAAAGCAGUGCUGUGGAGAUGUUUCAGCACCAUUGUGAUCUUCCUGUAUCUGCUGGAUGAGCAGACCAGUCUGCUGGUUCUGGUUCCUGCUGGGAUCGGCUCGUUGAUAGAGGUGUGGAAAGUGAAGAAAGCUUUUAAAAUACACAUCAUAUGGAGGGGCUUGACUCCCACAUUCCUGUUUGGGAAGUUGGAUGAAUCAGAGAAACGAACAGGGGAAUAUGACACACUGGCGAUGAAGUAUCUGUCGUAUCUGCUGUAUCCUCUGUGUAUCGGCGGAGCCGGUUAUGCUCUUGUGUUUGUCAAGUACAAAAGCUGGUACUCCUGGAUAAUUAACAGUUUGGUCAAUGGGGUGUACGCCUUUGGAUUCCUCUUUAUGCUGCCUCAACUCUUUGUAAAUUACAAGCUGAAAUCAGUUGCUCAUCUGCCCUGGAAAGCCUUUAUGUACAAGGCUUUUAAUACGUUUAUCGAUGACGUCUUUGCAUUCAUCAUCACGAUGCCCACGUCACAUCGGUUGGCGUGUUUCAGAGACGACGUGGUGUUCCUCGUAUACCUCUAUCAGAGAUGGCUCUAUCCAGUGGAUAAAACCAGAGUGAAUGAGUACGGCGUGUCUUACGAUGAAAAGCCCAAAGGAAAAUCCCAUAAAGACUGACAUCCUCGCAACAGAACAGCUCAGCAUUAUCUUAAGAUCAGCCAUCGGUUUCAGUAACAAAAGACAAUACUGCAUUUGUCUAUCUGAGCUCAGUUGUGCUCUGCUAAUCAGAGAAAUUUAACAGGCUUCUCACUGUUGACUCAACUGAGACACGCGUGAAGCGUCCGGCAGCGCAAACGGUUGCUAUAUCUCCAUCAAUUAUAGGACAAGAAGUAAAACUAUGACAAGCUUGGUUUAAUUUUACAGAAUGUAUUUGGAUGGGACCUUUAAAUCAGUCUCAAAUAGUGUUUUGAUAUUAAGACCAUAUCACAAGGGUGCCAAAAGACCAGAGUUUCAGAUUAAUUAUGUGAUUUGUUUUGAAUAUGGAUUCAUUUUAGUAACAUGACUGUUGGUUGUGUUCAGAGAGAAUGAUGUAUUUUUGUUUUUGCGUUUCAUUCCAUUAAAAGUGUUUCUGUGAUUCAACUGCUUAAUUACAGAGACUUAAACAGUU